Molecule: messenger RNA, 1153 nt
Organism: Owenia fusiformis
Lineage: Eukaryota; Metazoa; Annelida; Polychaeta; Sabellida; Oweniidae
Source: the annotation of a GenBank genome assembly
CAAAUAGGACACUCCCAUCGGAUUCUAGCCUCUCUCACUUAUGUAUAGUCCACAGAGUUUAGAGAGAGAGAGGGGAACCUCAGCUUGUUGAAGUAACAAAUCAAGGAGAUAUGACAAAACUCAGGAAGAUGGCUCCGGGAGUCGGAUUAAAGAUACUAUUCUUAGUUUUAGUAGCAUGUCCGGCGCAAACAGCUGAUGCUACAACAACAAUGGCGGGCACUGAUGAUACAACAACAGUGAUUGAUAUUACCACAACUGAUGAUACACAAACAGUUGUUGAUAUUACCACAACUGAUGAAACAACAACCGAGGUGGAAAUGAUGACCACUGAUGAUACAACAACAAUGGCGGAUACUGAUGAUACAACAACAGUGAUUGAUACUACCACAACUGAUGGAACAACAACAGUUGUUGACAUGUCUGGGACUGAUGAUACAACAACAAUUGUUAAUAUUACUACAACUGAUAGUACGACGGCAGAGGUUGAUAUAACUACAAAUGAGGAAGCAACAGCAGAGGUUGAUAUGAUGACGACUGAUGAUACACAAACAGUUGUUAAUAUUGGUACAACUGAUAGUACGACAGCAGAGGUUGAUAUAAUGACAACUGAUGGUACAACAACAGUUGCUGAUAUUACAACAACUGAUGAAGCAACAACAGAGGUUGAUAUAAUGACAACUGAUGGUACAACAACAGUUGCUGAUAUUACAACAACUGAUGAAGCAACAACAGAGGUUGGUAUAACUACAACUGAUGGAGGAACAACAGAGGUUGAUAUAAUGACAACUGAUGGUACAACAACAGUUGCUGAUAUUACAACAACUGAUGAAGCAACAACAGAGGUUGGUAUAACCACAAAUGAUGAAGCAACAACAGAGGUUAAUAUGAUGACCACUAAUGACACAACAAUAGUUGACAUUACAACAACUGAUGACGCGACAACAAUGGCUAAUAUAGCCAGCACUGAUGAUACAAUAACAGUGACUGAUAAUGUAACUGAUGUUACAGCUGCUGAUACCACUGAUGAUACGACAAAAGUGACGUAUGAUGAUACCACUGAUGAUACAACAACAAUGACUGAUGAUGCUACCACUGAAGUUACAACAACAGUGACUGAUGAUGCUACCACUGAAGAUACAACAACAGUGACUGA